CCUUAAAAAUCAGCCAAUAGGUGGUGCUGAGAAUCAAAUUCUCUCUCUUAUUCUAAUAAUACUUUGUUGACUAACGUUAUUUUUUUCUUUAAAUAUUAGUAUAAAAGUUUGUUGAAGCCUUACUCUAUCACGUAUUGCUAAUUUAGUAGUCAAAGUGAACAGACGUGCGAUACAAUAUGUGGAAAACAGUAGGGAUGUUAGGACUUUGUGUCGCUGGAAUAUCUAUUUAUUUAUCUUCUGUGAACGAACUUAAUGUUCCAACUUUACCGGAAACAAAUUGGGGAUCAAAAAAAAAUGAAAAGGAAUCUAUAGAAAUCCGACCUUUCAAAAUUGAUGUAUCAAAAUCGGUUUUAGACGAUUUAAAAUAUCGCCUGGCACACAGAAGAACGUUUAAAAAACCAUUGGAAAAUGUAGGCUGGACUUACGGUAUCUCAACUACAUAUUUGAAUACAGUACUUGAUUACUGGAGAGAUAAAUACAACUGGACUGAGAGGCAAGCUUUGUUAAAUAAGUAUCCUCAGUUUAUGACUACUAUUCAGGGUUUGGAUAUACAUUUCUAUCAUGUAAAGCCAAAUUUACCAAAUAAUAAAAACUUAAAAGUUUUACCUUUACUCAUGCUACAUGGAUGGCCUGGAUCUGUUGUGGAAUUCCAAAAAAUUAUACCCAUGUUAACAAAACCUUGGCCUAAUCAAAACUUUGUGUUCGAAGUUAUUGUACCGUCACUUCCUGGAUACGGUUUCUCCGAAGGUGCGGUACGACCAGGCAUGGCUAAUGCUCAGAUAGCUGUAAUAUUCAAGAAUCUGAUGCAGAGACUUGGUUUUGAAAAAUUUUACGUUCAAGGAGGUGAUUGGGGAUCUGUUAUUGCUUCUGAUAUGGCUGUUCUCUUCCCAGAAAAGAUAAUUGGUCUACAUAAUAAUAUGUGUACUUCUUUAAAUUUAUCUAAUCUUUUCUGGUUAUUUGUCGGUACCUAUUUCCCAUCGUUAAUAGGAGCAAAUGAACAUUACUCAAAAUUCUUUCCUGUGAGUGAAAUUUUGUCCUUCUUAAUUGAAGAAAGUGGUUACUUUCAUAUACAGGCUACGAAACCAGAUACUAUAGGUGCUGCAUUGACUGCUUCACCUGAUGCAUUAGCAGCAUAUAUUUUAGAAAAAUUUUCUGUGUGGACAAAUAAGACAUAUAAAAAACAAGAUGAUGGUGGUAUAACAGAAAAAUUUGUACUAGAUGAGCUAUUAGAUAAUAUAAUGAUAUAUUGGAUCACUAAUAGUAUUACUACAAGUGUUAGACUUUAUGCUGAAAAUUAUACUUCAUCAUAUAGAUCUCUGAAAAUUGACCAAUUGCCUAUAAAAGUGUUUACAGCUUGUGCAGUCUUUCCCAAUGAAAUACUUGUUCUGCCUGAAAGUUUGCUUAAACAAAAAUAUCCUAAUAUAAUUCAAUACAACAUUAUAUCACGUGGUGGACAUUUUGCAGCUUUUGAAGAACCCAGACUUUUAGCUGAUGAUAUUUUCAGUUUUGUUAAAAAAAUAGAAAACCUUACAUCAAAAUCUUCAUAGAAACAAUCCUAUUAAGAAAAAUAUUCAAUAAUUUUUAUACAUACAUAUAAUCAUUUAUAUAUUUUUUUAAAAUAUUUUAAUAAAUUGUUAUGUUUAUUAUUAAAUACAAACAAGAGAAUUAUCUUUAUUUA
This is a messenger RNA of Apis mellifera (honey bee), 1678 nucleotides long. RefSeq names its product juvenile hormone epoxide hydrolase 1. NCBI's taxonomy places the organism in Eukaryota, Metazoa, Arthropoda, Insecta, Hymenoptera, Apidae. Gene Ontology annotation, molecular function: epoxide hydrolase activity. The coding region runs from base 177 to 1547 and encodes 456 amino acids. Gene Ontology annotation, biological process: epoxide metabolic process. The record is from RefSeq and is a predicted model, not a curated record. The transcript is spliced from 8 exons.